AUGACGAACGAGAUUGGUAUCGCAAAUCUGCCCAACCAGCGGCACAAGAUAGUGAACCAGCAGGGUGCUCACUUCACCAUCAUGGUCGUUGGCGAGUCUGGGUUGGGCAAGACAACGUUCAUCAACACCUUGUUCGCGACCGAGAUUUGCGCGCCUAGGAACUACAGACAAAGAUGGGCGAAGCAACUGGACAAAACGACCGAGAUUGAGGUGUUGAAGGCGGAUCUGGAGGAAAGGGGGUUCAACAUCAAGUUGACUGUUAUUGACACACCUGGCUUCGGAGACUACGUCAACAACCGGGACAGCUGGUCUCCCAUCAUUGACUUCAUCGAUGACCAGCACGAGUCCUAUAUGCGUCAAGAGCAGCAGCCACACCGGAAGGAGAAGCAGGACAUGCGUAUCCACGCGUGCUUGUACUUUGUCAAGCCAGGAGGACAUGCCCUCAAGCCACUCGACGUUGAGAUCAUGAAGCGCCUCGGAUCGCGCGUCAACCUCAUCCCCGUUGUGGCCAAGGCGGACACCAUCACCCCUGAAGAUCUCCAGAAUUUCAAGAUCAAGAUCCGUGAAGUGAUCAACGCGCAAGGGAUCAAGAUCUACACCCCGCCUAUGGAUGCCGACGACGAGAGCGCGUCAGAGCACGCUAGGCAGACGCAGGCGAUCAUGCCGUUCUCGAUCAUCGGGUCUACGCAGGACGUGACGACCCCGGAUGGGCGGGUCGUCAAGGGCCGAGAGUACCUCUGGGGUGUCGCGGAGGUGGAAAACGACGAGCACUGCGACUUCAAGAAACUCCGCUCCCUCUUGAUCCGGACAUACAUGCUCGACCUCAUCGCCUCGACCGAGGAGAACCACUACGAAGCGUACCGUCUGGCUCAGAUGGAGACAAGGAAGUUUGGGGAGCCCAAAGUCCGCAAGAUCGACAAUCCCAAGUACAGGGAGGAGGAGGAGAUGCUCCGGAAGAGGUUCACGGAGCAGGUCAAGCUCGAGGAGGCGAGGUUUAGGCAGUGGGAGCAGCAUCUUAUCACUGAGCGGGACCGGCUCAAUAAGGAUCUGGAACAGGCUCAUUCGUCCAUCAAAUCUCUUGAGAACGAGCUGGAGCAGAUGUCGGCGUAUCACCGUCAGGGAAGCACGAGUGGGCGGCGUUAA
This is a messenger RNA of Dioszegia hungarica, 1143 nucleotides long. RefSeq names its product putative cytokinesis-related protein. The coding region runs from base 1 to 1143 and encodes 380 amino acids. The transcript has 12 exons. Gene Ontology annotation, molecular function: molecular adaptor activity; GTPase activity; GTP binding. Gene Ontology annotation, cellular component: cell division site; septin complex; cytosol. Lineage: Eukaryota; Fungi; Basidiomycota; Tremellomycetes; Tremellales; Bulleribasidiaceae. Gene Ontology annotation, biological process: cytoskeleton-dependent cytokinesis. The record is from RefSeq and is a predicted model, not a curated record.